Messenger RNA from Nylanderia fulva, 2893 nucleotides. It is a transcript of the gene Cul1, whose product is annotated as cullin 1. Gene Ontology annotation, cellular component: cullin-RING ubiquitin ligase complex. Gene Ontology annotation, molecular function: ubiquitin protein ligase binding. Gene Ontology annotation, biological process: ubiquitin-dependent protein catabolic process. The record is from RefSeq and is a predicted model, not a curated record. NCBI's taxonomy places the organism in Eukaryota, Metazoa, Arthropoda, Insecta, Hymenoptera, Formicidae.
CUUUAUCUUCCUCGCGACGACGACGCUUCUCGUCUCUGGGGAACCUUCCGCUCACGAGGAAGAGGAAAUGUUCGGAGAAAGAGAGAGGGAGAGAAAGAGAAAGAGAGAGAGAGAGAGAGAGAGCGAGCGUGAAAAAGAAUGCGACUUCAUUUCUGCUCCGACAUUACUCUCUCCCUCUCUCUCUUUCUCUGUCUCUGUCUCUGUUUCUCUCGACGAACGCGAGUCGCGUAUCGCACGAUGUAACGGAAUCCCCAACUUCAACUAACCUUUCUCUUUUCAUAUAAUCCCUCUUUUCUCGCGAGUACGAAUUUUAUUGUCGAUUCGGUAAAAUCGGACUCCGGACUCCUAAUACAUUAUUGUUACCCAAUUUUCCUUUGUUGAUCGCAUUUUACAAAGUAUUCUGAACGUUUAAUGGAUAAUAUAAAAAUCGUAGUUGCAGGUAGUAACAGAGACGCUAACACGACAAGCGUAUAGGAACAGAAUGUCAGGGCAUAGAGGCGGUGGAGGAGCUGGAAGCCAUCAAGGUGGUCCUCCGGGUCUCAAGCAAAUUGAUUUGGAUCAAAUUUGGGGAGAUUUACGCGAAGGAAUAGAACAAGUUUAUAACAGACAAUGUAUGUCGAAACCGAGAUACAUAGAAUUGUACACACAUGUAUAUAAUUAUUGCACAAGUGUUCAUCAACAACUAACUAGGACAUCGAGCAAAAGUAAAAAGGGACAAAUUCAACAAGGAGGUGCACAAUUAGUGGGAUUGGAAUUAUACAAACGUCUGCGUGAAUUUCUUAGGAAUUAUCUCAUUAGUUUACUCAAACAUGGUGUUGAUUUAAUGGAUGAGGAUGUAUUACAAUUCUACACAAGACAAUGGGAGGAAUAUCAGUUCAGCAGUAAAGUAUUGAAUGGCGUGUGUGCAUAUCUUAAUCGACAUUGGGUAAGACGAGAGUGUGAAGAAGGUCGGAAGGGAAUUUAUGAAAUUUAUCAGUUGGCCUUGGUUACCUGGCGAGAUAAUUUAUUUAGGCAUUUAAACAAACAGGUUACUGCCGCAGUGCUUAAAUUAAUCGACCGAGAACGCAACGGUGAAACGAUAAACACCCGAUUGGUCAGUGGCGUCAUCAAUUGUUAUGUAGAAUUGGGUUUAAACGAAGAGGACCCAGGUGCUAAAGGACAAAAUUUAACAGUAUAUAAAGAUUCCUUUGAGAAUAUCUUCCUUGUGGAUACUGAACAAUUCUAUACUCGAGAAAGUUCAGAUUUUCUUAGACAAAAUCCUGUUACUGAAUAUAUGAAAAAAGCUGAACAGAGAUUAUUAGAAGAACAGAAGCGAGUGCGCGUUUAUCUGCAUCAAAUGACUCAGGAGCGAUUGGCGAAAACGUGUGAAAAAGUACUUAUCGAAAAACAUCUGGACAUAUUUCAUUCCGAAUUUCAGAAUCUAUUGGAUGCAGAUAAAAAUACAGAUUUGGGUAGAAUGUAUCAGCUAGUAGCGAGAAUAACGAAUGGUCUCGGAGAGUUAAGAAAUCUUUUAGAAAGCCACAUAGCUAAUCAAGGACUUGCAGCUAUCGAUAAGUGCGGUGACUCUGCGACUAAUGAUCCGAAAAUCUAUGUCAACACAAUCUUGGAAGUACACAAAAAGUAUAAUGCCUUAGUGCUAGUUGCAUUUCACAAUGAUAGCGGCUUCGUUGCAGCCUUGGAUAAGGCUUGUGGACGAUUUAUCAAUAGCAAUUCUGUUACAAGGGCAGCCAACAGCAGCAGUAAGUCACCUGAAUUAUUAGCUAAAUACUGCGAUUUGCUGCUCAAAAAAAGCAGUAAAAAUCCGGAAGAGGCAGAACUUGAAGAUACUCUUAAUCAAGUUAUGGUAGUAUUUAAAUACAUUGAAGAUAAAGAUGUAUUCCAAAAGUUUUAUAGUAAGAUGCUAGCAAAACGAUUAGUGCAACACAUGUCUGCUAGCGACGAUGCAGAGGCUUCUAUGAUCUCCAAGUUGAAGCAAGCUUGUGGAUUUGAGUAUACUUCGAAGUUACAACGUAUGUUUCAGGAUAUUGGUGUCUCAAAAGAUCUAAAUGAACAAUUUAGAAGGCAUUUGACUAAUUCUGCAGAACCUUUAGAUAUAGAUUUCAGUAUACAAGUUUUAUCCUCUGGUUCUUGGCCAUUCCAACAGUCUUUUACAUUUUCUUUACCAACAGAGUUGGAAAGAUCUGUGCAUAGAUUCACUACUUUCUAUAGUUCGCAACACAGCGGCAGAAAGUUAAAUUGGUUGUAUAAUAUGUCUAAAGGAGAGCUACAUACAAAUUGUUUCAAAAAUAGAUAUACAUUGCAAGCAUCGACUUUUCAAAUGGCAGUUUUGUUAGUAUAUAAUGGAUCUACAUCAUGGACAAUACAACAAUUGCAGUAUGCAACACAAAUAAAAAUGGAUUUUUUAUUACAAGUUGUUCAAAUACUUUUAAAAGCUAAGCUUUUAACUGCAGCUAGCGAUGAUGUAGCUGAACUGACUCCAUUAUCGACGGUGGAACUUUUUACAGGCUACAAAAACAAAAAAUUAAGGGUAAAUAUUAACAUACCAAUGAAGACAGAAUUAAAGGUAGAACAAGAGACUACACACAAACACAUAGAAGAAGAUAGGAAACUUUUAAUCCAGGCAGCAAUUGUUAGAAUUAUGAAAAUGCGAAAGGUAUUGAAACAUCAACAGUUGGUGGCAGAGGUAUUGAAUCAAUUAAGUUCUAGAUUCAAACCAAGAGUACAUGUCAUUAAGAAAUGUAUAGAUAUUUUAAUAGAAAAAGAAUAUUUGGAGCGCACAGAGGGUCAGAAGGACACUUAUAGCUAUUUGGCAUGAUCAGUCGAUUUAGGAAAACGAUACAACAGCAGCCAUAUAUACAAAAUAAAAAUAAAUUUACAUUAUCAUUGCUAUAUA